Molecule: messenger RNA, 117 nt
Organism: Sclerotinia sclerotiorum 1980 UF-70
Lineage: Eukaryota; Fungi; Ascomycota; Leotiomycetes; Helotiales; Sclerotiniaceae
Exons: 1
Coding region: 1-117 (38 amino acids)
Source: RefSeq, a predicted model, not a curated record
AUGGAUAAUACAAAGGGUCUAGCCAAUACUACGAAUACCAAGUAUAUAUGUGUCAUUAUAAAGCCGCCGACCCAGUACGGCACAUAUGAAGCAAUGUUGAAGACCCUCUGUGCGUAG